This is a messenger RNA of Sitodiplosis mosellana (orange wheat blossom midge), 4078 nucleotides long. RefSeq lists its product as uncharacterized. NCBI's taxonomy places the organism in Eukaryota, Metazoa, Arthropoda, Insecta, Diptera, Cecidomyiidae. The record is from RefSeq and is a predicted model, not a curated record. Bases 1063 to 3645 code for a protein of 860 amino acids. The transcript is spliced from 6 exons.
AGUCAUCGUUGAACGUCUGAGUAGUGAAGCCAUGUAGUGAUACAGCACUACGCUACGAGAUAGAUGUUUCGAAGUGCUACGACUUAAUCUUGGAUCUUUUUGUGUGUGUCUUUUUUUCCCUUCUGCUCAUUCGAAUAAGAAACGCUGAGACUGUGGACUUGAAGUAACUUUUCUACAUCGAUAUAGUCGCAGCGGUUGUAACAGCAUUCCAAUCGAUUGUGUGUUUUUGUUUGCGCUGAUUCGCGGCUUGAAGAGAGUUUGCGUUCGAAGAACUCCAGAUUGGCGAUAGAAAAUUAUUCGACGUUGUGCGCCAUUUAUUAUUGCGUUGUUAUGUGAAUUUUAUUGUGCUGAACGAAGAGGCAAAUACGAAACAGAAGAGAGAGAGAGAGAGAGAGAGAGAGAGAGAAAAUCGAAAGAGAAAAGAAAAUAAAAUAAAAAUACAUUAGAAAAUUCAUUUGCUUCCGUUCAUGUUCUUUUCAUUGACCAAACGGUACUCGUCCAUAAAUUGAUUGUGUUUAUUUUGGUUUUUGUAUACAGUUUGUGUGUGAGAGUGUGUGUGGACUAUGGAGUGUGUCUAUCAAUAAGCAAUCCUAAUCGAAUUCCAUUCGAUACAGUGAUCGAAAUUCAAUUGCGAAUCGCCUAAAAACAAACACUUUUUCUUGGUCGCAAAUCAACAGCGCGCCGCUGCGGAACUGAAUGAAAGAAACAAUUGAGAAAAAAAAAACAUGACCAUAACCAAUAUCGAAAAUUAAUUUUUGGAAUACUCUUGCAGCUUUUGGAUUUGAAACCAACGACAACGACGACGAACAAAAACAACGUGAACGAGAAAGGAAAGAACGAAUGUGUGCAAAAAAGCUAUGCGAAGUGAAUCGAAUUGCUGCCAAACUGAUUUGAAAUUUUUUUUGGAUUUGACGCGUACCGUGUAUGGUGCAGUUAGGCAGACAGCGUAAAAGAGAGAGAAAAGUAAAGAAAAUACAGUAAGCUAAUUUUGCGAAUUGUGUGUAUACGAUUCAAGUGGGUGAAUCGAAAUUAUACACGACCGCGUCGAGAAGUAGAAACACCAUGGCAUUACUUUUGCGCAAAGACGUUCAAAAAGCGUCGUACUAUGUGUGGUUUUUGGGAGCUGAAGAGUCACGCGCAUUGCGCGGUUCACGCAUUUUGAUGUCGGCCAUACCCUAUAUUGUGGAUCGAUCGCAGGAAAUCGACCCAAUCAAAGUAACACUUCAAGUAUCGCACAAGGGCAUGAAGAUUGUGCAGGGUUCGUCGAAACAUUUCAUUACUCACUCUGCGAUCACAUGCUCUGUUCAAACAGAGGAUAUGGUUGCUUGUGUUUUACUGCUAUACAAUCCGAUAACCAAGUGUCCGUUGCACAUUCACGCCUAUCGCUGUGACUCGGAAUCAACGGCUCAAGCCUUGAACCAACAGUUACAAGUGCUUAUCAAUCGACCGGAAAAUCAAAAACGUUUUACUGAAUUGGAAGCACGGUUGGGCUUAUCAAGCAGCUCACCGAAUGCUAGAAAUUCUCUUCCGCCGGUGCCAUCAUCGCAAUCAAAACCAAACGUAGCAAAAGAAGUGAAACGCUCCCAUCAUCGAUCAACGGAUGAACGGCAAACGGUACCAUCGUCGUCUAAUGUGAACGGCGGCGGUGGCAAACGAUUUGAUUCGUCAUUGGGCAGUAGCGACACAGGCACUAGCACACGUGAAUCGGAUGAAGGUAGCGAAGAGCGGAUUUCAGUUGAUUUAUCGCCAACACAACCGUCUAUAUUCGAUUCGCUUGCGGCUGAAUUACGUGCAAAAUUAAAUGGAAAUGGGCCACCGUUAUUGUUGCCACCGCGCGAUUACGAUACUAUGCAUCGUUCAAAGGGCAAUUUAGCUGCAAUCGAAUUACGUCGCUGUCGCAAUAAACUAAUCGUCGGCGCCACAAUUCCUGAAGUAACCAAAAAGCAUGGUAUUUCUUCACGCGGAUCGUCUGGCAUUGGUUCAGAUUUAGCACCAAGUCCCGAGCGGCAAGAAGGACAGAGCUCUUCAGAUGACGAUUGGAUGCUAAAGAAGCGUGAACCAGAGUUAAAACCAAGUUCUACGUCGUUGCAUCGGUCGAAAGAAAAGGCACAGCCAAUUGUGCCAGCGCAACGCAAUGAAAAACCACCGUCGUAUUUGUAUCCAUUGCAAAAGCCAGCUUAUAUUAUCCCAGCAAGCAAAAGUUCAAGAGAUUAUGGAGAUAGUGACAAUGAGACAACGGAUUCGCCUCCAACACCGCCGAAAGAGGAGGAAAUCAAACCGAAAUUGGUUCGACCACGAAAUUUGGACGCUCAUUUCAAGCAAAUCUUGAAUGAACGAUACUUGGAAGAGAAAGACAAUGACAGAGACCAACAGUUGAGUAAUGACGAACGAUUCUUUAAGAACGACAGUGUUCCUGUUCACUAUGACCGUAGUAUGGAAAAGAAGAGUAAAACACAUGGAAGCGGCUCUGAAUUGAAACAUGUUCAACGAACAAAAAGUGCUCCGCUAAAAGAUGUGGAUGAACCCGAAGAGACUCAUCGGUAUCGGUAUCAUGAGUCGAAAGGUGGAUACAAUAACAAUAACAAUUCGAGCGAACGAGUUCGAAAGAGUCGUGACAGUUUUGAAGACGAUAGCCAGCAUGAAUACAGUGAAAAUUUGACCGACAAGCAAAAAUAUCAUCAAUCAUUGAUGAAGAAACAACAAAAUCCUCGUGAAUAUUACGACGAUGGAUUCCGUCCGAAAGAGCCCCCAAUUUUGCGUGAAUUGAAAAGCUCGCACCGUAAUGAACCGAUCAAAUCGACCAAACCAUAUUACGAUAUGGAUGAACGUACGAUUGAUAGUAAAAAGUAUCGUCAUAAAUUAAAACUGCCACCGCCACCACCCGCCGAAGGCUACGAUGAUGAUUUCGACCGGAGGCCAUACAAGGAGCCAGAGAUAAUGCCGUAUCAUGAAAAGGUUGAGUGUAUGAAAUCGCCAGUUAUGCGAUACAAGUCAUAUGAUGAUAGCGAAUAUCGGGACAUUGAAUGCGAUGAUGAGUGUACAAGUGAUUGUGAAAAGGAUUUUGCACCACCGCCACCGCCUCCGCCUCACUCAUACCCCACAAAAUAUCGUGGAAUGUAUGAACCAAAUGAAAAGCACAGCGGCAAUCGACAACGUUACAGAGACAUGAAACGCGGUUCGCCAGAGAUGAUUCAUGAUGGUCCAAAAGAGAGGUAUGAUCCAAAGGAAAGGCACCAUCAUCCAAGCGACAACUAUAGACAAAUGGAUCGUUAUCGUCAAGACAUUGAACGACCACCAUACCCAAUGGAAAAGUCCAAUCAUUCAAGACGAAUGGUACCAAUGCCACGGCCUGAUUUCGAUAUGAUACCACCACCACCGCCGCCCAAACACUAUCCACCACGUCAAAAUUCGAUGUCCAACGUUGAUUGGAGUUCCGAUGAAGAGUUUGGACGAUCGUCACCAUCGAAUGUUCGAAUCAUUCCCAGAGAACACUAUGAAAAGAACUCACGCAUGGCACCAUCGAAAUCACUUGGAAACUUAGCCAAAGGCUAUCGGCAUAGCUACGCUGAGCCACCACCACCACCUCGUGGCCCAAUGCCACGGAACGGUGGCCGAGUCGGAUUGGCAGCUGUGCAACCAUAUUGAUUUUUUUCUUCUUCUUCGUCGCAAUAAAAAAAAAACGUCACAAUCUAUUGAUGCCAUUUAAUUAUUAAAAUUUUGAAUUUUACUCUUAGCGCAACAAGAAAUCAAAUUGCAUGUUUAAUUUAUUGUCAACUUUAUUAUACAAAUUAUCACCGUUUCGUCCAGUGUUCGUCUCUGUAAAUAGUGAAAAUGAAAAUUUGACAAAAACAAAUACUUUUUUGCUUUUUUGUUUUAAUUUUUUUCUCUUUAUUUUUAUUAUUUUUUUUUUGUUAUUCAUUAUAUGAUUGAAUUUGUUGAAACGUAUUUAAUGCGUUUUCGGAAUGAUUUUUUUGAAAUACUGGAGCAAUAUUACACCAGUUAAAAUUUAUUAUAUCUAGAACAUUUACAGUGUAUUGAGCUAUAAUUACAAAUAAAAAAACAAAGCAUAUUAUUCAAA